This is a messenger RNA of Cordyceps militaris CM01, 1971 nucleotides long. RefSeq lists its product as uncharacterized. The transcript is spliced from 3 exons. Gene Ontology annotation, molecular function: protein binding. Bases 1 to 1971 code for a protein of 656 amino acids. The record is from RefSeq and is a predicted model, not a curated record. NCBI's taxonomy places the organism in Eukaryota, Fungi, Ascomycota, Sordariomycetes, Hypocreales, Cordycipitaceae.
AUGAAUCGCUUUGCUACUGUUGCUCCCUGCUUGCUUUGCGGGCGUAUGAUCUUUGACGGCGAAGUUAGAAAUGCCCCAACUUGGCUGAACCAGUUCCGCAUACUCUAUUCUCACAGAGAUGUCAUAUCAAUCACAGGAGUGGGCUAUUACAGGGACGGUUCAUUUGGUUGCUGGAUCGCGCCACCAGAUUAUGAAACUCGCUGGGAUCAUGAGGGUUAUGACUGGCCCAGCUACCACCGCAUCGGUGUAUUGCGCGAACCUCCGGUGCAAGGUCGCUGGGGGCUUGCUUUUCACGAAGCUUGCUGGUCGCUACUGGAAGUCGCAGUCGCUCCCAGCUCGGUGCCGCUGAAGCGACUCUUUGAUCUCUGCAGGUCGUUUCCCAUCCCCAACGGCGAGCACGCGCCUAAUUGGGGCCAUUACUACGGCGGCCUGAAUGAAGAGCAUCCCGAUAAUGGUCUUUCCUUCGAAGUCAAUGAUCAAUACACGAGGCACCACCGGCUCUGCAUCACGCAAACCGCCAAGCGAAAUCCAUUUCACGUUCCAAACCUCAACAGGCUUUGCGUUGCGUCCACCGAAGACACGCCACAGCUCGGUUUCACAGGGGUGCAGACUUUUGACCCUUUCGCUUUCCUGCCGCCAGAGCUGCGCAUGUACAUUGCGGCCUUGCUUCCAACCCGAGACGUUCUCGCCAUGCGGCUGGCCUCGCCCUUGUUCACCCCCAUGUUUCACGAGCAGCGAUUCUGGGCGACGCGGUUCGGGCCCGGAAGUGAGCGCAGCUGGGUGUUUGAAUCGCGGGGCUGGGACUGGUCGACGGACUGGCGACGGCUGUAUCGCCAAACAAACCUGGCGCGUCGCUCGCAGGCCAUGCAUAAUAGGGAGAGGGUGUGGCUGCUCGCUCUGUACGUCAAAUCGCUAUUCGCGCCGAGGUUUGCGAAUCCAGAAAGCACUAUGGUGCCGUGGUGUUCGGAUAUGCAUCAUUGGAGUACGGCUGCGGUCGAUGUACACACAUGGGACGCCAAGGCUCCGUAUAGAGACUUUUCUGCCGGCUGUGUCACUCAUCAUGAGAGUAGAAGAACCCCCCUUCCCCGUUUUAUUGACCGGAUCUCCUUUUAUCUCAGCUGGAUUGGAGAGGUCCAAUACGUCGUGGGCUUGAGGGUAGUUGGCACAUGUGGUGCUGUUGUGGAACUGGGAUACAUGGCCCAAGAGGCGGCCAUUCAAGUCUGUGGGAAGGCCUUGACUGGGCUUCGUUUAGCUUUGUCACCCACAGGAAUCCGAGCCGUUCGAUGUGUCUUUGAAGCCGGCAUUGAGGCACCCUGGAUCGGAUCCCUUACCGACGCGUCGGAAACGACGAGGUUGGUGUCUUCAGGACGGCUUUCCGCGAUUUUUGCGCGUUUUGAUGGCUGCCGGAUUACUAGUCUCAGUUUCGCGGCAACCAAGUGGAAGUAUCCAUCGCUGCGCGAUACUGCCGUGUGGCGGGAGGGCGUCCCGAACCAAACGCUGCGGCUGAACGAGGCCUCCUUUUCCGUCAUGUAUGCCGACGAUGGCCUCUACGACCCAGUCCAGCGGAGCGUGUUUGGUGGCACCAACGGCCAGAGUCUGCGCUACCUGACAGGCAUACACGCGUACGUAACACUGACGCCGUGCGUGCUCGAGUUUGCGUUUGCGCCCGGCCAUCUCGACUAUCUCGACACAUGCCAGGAUCUGGGCGUGUUGUCGGACUCGGACAUGGUGGAGCUGCAGCGUUUUCGCAUCGACGGUCCUGGCGGCGAGCGCAUCAACGGCGUAGAGCUGUACGUGCGGCACGACCCAAAUGGUAGCUAUCUGAAUAAUGAGGCCAACGCCGCGUUGGAUUCAUUCAAGGCAAGUUUUCCCUGGGGCUUCUUGUGCUUGUAUGAAAACAUGCUAAUGAGGUGGUUAGGUUUUUACGAAUCGGGGUCGGUCAUGUCACUUUCAGCAUACGCGAAAGUCUGA